This is a messenger RNA of Pocillopora meandrina, 7665 nucleotides long. The record is from the annotation of a GenBank genome assembly. NCBI's taxonomy places the organism in Eukaryota, Metazoa, Cnidaria, Anthozoa, Scleractinia, Pocilloporidae.
CAAAAAAUGGCGGCCACGGGAAAAGGCCGACUUUCCCACUUCAGAUCGAAAUUGGAGGUUUGUGGUCUUUGUUUACGUUUUCUUGAUUCGAAAAACAACAUUUAAUAAAGAAGUCUUUGAUUAACAGCUUUUUCCACCGAUAGAAAGUUUUAUUUCUUUUGCCUAAGAGGAACUUUCAUCUUCCAAAAAUGUGAUCUUUGCUGUUUUGGUCUUGAUUCUCAGGAACUUGACUGCCCAUAUCUAGGUGGUGUGGAAGAUUCGUGGAUAGAGGAACUGUUGUUUAAACCUGGAGAACCAAGGUUGAGACUUUUGCAGUGGGCAAUAGGAAAGUAUGACGACAAUUUCUGAAUUGUUUGACCAUAUUUAUGUUGGUUAAUUAUAAAGUGAUACGCAGUGUGCAUGUACUGUAGGUUCGACAAUUAAUUAUGACCACGGUAAGAUUUCUGCACAGCCCAUACUCCACUAGGCAUGCUGUUCGUGGUUAAAAAUUAAUGAAUAAGACAAUAGAAUGCGGAAAUCUUACCAUGACCACUAAAAUGGAGACUACACUGUAGUAGUAUUUACACAGUACAAGCAAACUAGUACAUUUAUAAGGGAGGAAGAUCAAAGUGUGUCACUUCUUUCAUCAUGCACAUACAACAACCGGUGUAAAACUCUAAACAUUCCAUGUCUUUAUGCUACAAAAUACUGAAACUCACACCUAUUGUAAGGCCUUUGACAUAAUAUUAUGUACACUGAAGCAACCCUAAAUUAUGGAAAGGUUUACUUGAUAAAGGAAUGGUAGUUACAAAUGGGAAAGAUUUUCUAAUUUGUGAGGAAGAGAAGUACGUGUUCAUGUCAUCUAUUCAUCCCUUUUUUUCUCUUGUCCUUUAUAUCUUGUCGAAUAUAUAAAAAAAAGCUGUUACAUACUACGCCACUUUGCAGCCUUGUAAAAUAUCCACCUUUAUUUACUGCCACUUUGGCAAAUAAUUGUAGAUCUUUUCAUUGUAAGUUUAAAUAUUUACAGCUGUACAUGUACAUGUAUGUUGUGGUCUUAAAAUGAUUUGUGUGAGAAUGAUUUUAAACAAGUUGGAUGUGUAAUUUCUAAUUUUUAUAAACUCCCUUUGACUCUUAAGUGUGACCAGCAUCUAAUUUCUCCAUGCAAAAUCACCCUUGAUUCUCAUAAAUUAAGGUCAUAAGAAUAAAGGAAAUGAUCACCAAGCAAAGAAGCUCAUGAUUGUUACACAAAUUCUCCUUGUUAGCACCUCAGGAAAGGUAUAGAGAACAGUAUGGAGAAUAUGCAUGCUGAUGUUAGGGUGUGCAGAAUUAAAGGACUUUGGUAAAGUACUGUGUACUUAGUACAAAGAGGAAAACAAUUAAAACCAGCUUGAAAUAUUUUUGAUAAGGAAUUUCUUUUAAUCAAAUAUGCAUUUAUAAUUUUCAUCUGACUUUGUAUUUUGGUUUUGUAAUGUCUUAUUGUAUCGGUAGAUUUGAUCCAGUCAUAUACAAUAUGUUGGAGAACCAGCAAAGCAAGGCUAUGGGCAGAAAUGACUCCAGAAUGCAAAGUAAGUAAAGCUCUACAUUUAAAUUAAUUGUUGUCUUAUCCAUGUACAGUGACUGAGGUGUUUUUAACAUAGACAUGUAUCUAGUUGAUUGUGAUAGUGCAUGUGUGUUUCAGAUAGAAAAAAAAACUGGUCAUAGUGCCAUCGCUACUCAUGCUUUUUACUGGCAAUAGAUUAGCCUGCAAUGCAGGUGUCUUAGUAGGAAAGGUUAGAGUUACCAGCUUGCAAUCAUUUGUGCAGUUGGCCAUGUUUGAUGUUGAGUUAGAAUGGAUAGUGAGAAAGGGGCAGGAAAAGAUGCAAACAGAGUUUCCCAAAAGUACAAUGAUCAAGGGCAGGUGUGAUUUCUAUAACCCACCCCUCCCCUCUCCUUUCUUUUGACCAUCACUCACCCUGUCGGUACAAAUUUCUCUCUCUUCCCAGUCUUUUGCUGCUAUGAAAAUCAAAGAUGGCAGCUUUAAUUUUCAGCAAGAAAAUACGAAGCAUUGCUAACCAAAAUUGUACCUGCUCUACAAACAAGAGUUAGAUCUUAUACAUUUUACAGGUGGUAAUAAGAGAUAACUGAAUUAUUGUCAUUAUUGAUCUAAUAAAAUUGAUUAAUUUGAAAAAGCAAACAUGUGAUUUGUUAUUCCUUUGUAGAGCUGCUGUUUGCAUGUCACCUUAUAGGACUCUGUAAAAGUGAUGAUAUUGACCUUGUACAGGUAAUUAAAAAAAGUUCCUCAUUUAUUUUCACAAGUCAUAUAGCAGUGAUACAAAACCAUCAGUAACAAAGGGUUGCUUCAGUGUGAGAAGAGGUGAGGGCCUCAAUUUCCUCAAUUUUUUCCACUAACAAAGGUGUUAUCCAAAACUUUAGGAAAUAUCUGACUGGGACUACAUUAUUUAAAAGUGUUGUGCAUGGUUUUCGAUCUGUAAGCAACAACAAAAAAGGAAAUUUUAUGUGUUCUGGAAAAUUACUUGCAGAUGGAAAAAUGAGAAAGGUUGUAGUUGUUAUGAGACUAAAUAAAUAUUGUAGAUGUUGUUUAUUAGACCCCUGGAAAUACUAGAAUUUUGAUCUUCUGUUACUUGCUGUUCAAUACAGGGUAACAAAUCUAAAAACAAACAAGCAGUGUUCUGGGAAAACCUGUUAGAUCUUGUUAGUAUUGUUGAGUCAUCAGGGAGGAUUAGUCAUUUUACCACCCCAGUGAGAACAGCCAGGUAUGAAUUUUUUAUACAGAAUAAUGAGUGUAAAUUAACCCUGCACUUCCAUGAGUGACCAUGAGAGAAUUUCACCUCACAAUAUCAAUACCAUAUCAAUCAGACAAGUGAUGAGAAUAAAGAAAAAUAUCAAUAAGGGAAUUUUAGGUUGAUCCAAUACCAUAUUAUGUGAACUAAGAUCAGAAGAAUGGAAUGGUAUAUGUAGAUAGAAAGGAGAAUUACUAGUGAGAUCCUGGGGUGAAAGUACAACCCAAUUAAGCCCAUCUAUACUACUGUCAUAUCUUUAAGCAAAGAUGUCCUCUUAGCACAAUUUUGGACUGCUAAAGGCUCAUCUUCCAGAAAUCUGUGGUGCCCAGCACCUGAAGAAUUUUUCAGUCAACGAAAAAAUUUAGUCACCCCUUGGCACCAGUCUCUGCCUGAGCACUAUCCUAUCAACAAAUGAUAAAUAAGAUUUUUCAUCCAUUUGAAUACUGAAUUCAUUUUUUUAAAAAAAGAAAUUCUGCCCAGAGAUACAUGCACUUAAAAUUAAGUAAAAAAAUUGUAUAUCACCACUUCUUUUCUUAGUUUACAGUCUGGAACUCACUUUUCUUUAGAAGAGCAAUUUAGAAGUGACUGCUACUUUUUUGAUGGUUUAUGUCGUCAAGAAGACCUUCAGAAUGUCUUUAGGUCAAAAGUUCAGCUUUAUCCUCCUGAUUUGAUGAAAACAACAUCUGGACUUGAGAACAAAAAGUAGGUAACAUAAACAUAGCAUGUGUUACUUGAAAUAUCGGGGUCGUGUAUUUGCAACAAAACUGUCUAUGAAGAAAUCUUUAUCUCCAACGUAGCUUUCUGUUGAACUCUCUGAAGCUCUGACACUUGAAACAUCAGCUUUAGACCAUAUUAUUAUCUUGUAAUACCCACCUCUCCCACUGAUGCAGCACCACAGUUUCUUUGGAAAUGUACCCCACUUUGUUCAUGUAGAAGGCUACAUGGAUUCUCCCAUGAAAGUAAGCAAACUGAUUGCUCCUUCACAUGAAAAUGAGAGUUCAUUUCAGAUGGAAACAUGAUGCACUUUUUUUUUUAAUAAUGGUGUUGCACCUAACCUCUCCUUGAUAACAGGGCUUAGGGCAACCUAGAAAUUGCAUGCCAUAUUAUUUGUUGCUCAUCAGGGUGUGCUGUGAGUGAUGUAUACACCUGUUAUUAACAUUCAGAUAAUGAGGUCACAAUUUCUAUAGAGCGUUUUGUUAAGAUGUCAAAGUUAUCAUUAACCAUCAUGAAUAUUCAUUUUGUUCAAGACCAUUUUAAGCAACCAUUCCAAAAGGUUAUUCAGUCUUUCUUUAAUGCAUAUCACAUUAUGUAUUUAAAGAUAAUUAUUUGUUGUUGGUUCUUUUUUUUUUUGUAAUGAAUAAUAGAAUACCUGAUGAGAAGCAGUUGAUAUCAGUUACUGAAAAACUGGCAUGUGAAUUGGAAGAACAGAGCAAACAGCUGGAUGAGUUGAGAGAGAGUGUAUGUCAAGUUUUAUGUACUGUUUUCUUACCGGUAAUGACUUUUAACACUGGCAAUUUACUGUACAUGUAUGCAUCUCAAACUUAGGAAUAAUUUAUCUAUAGUUCUUGCAUAAUGAUCAACCUGCUGCAAAUUAAAUUUGAUUCAGAGGAAAUGCCAAAUACUAAAUUUUUAGAAUCUAGUAAAUUUUAAAAUUUGCUAAAAAAUUGAUGAGUCAAUUUGAGAGAGCUUGCAUUUUUACUCAUCAGGCUCCAUUGUGUGAUGCUGAUACUGUUACAGUUGAGAAAGUGAGUAAGACAUUAUCACUGUCACUCACAACUAUGGCUCAAGUUGUGUCUGGAUUUCUUCAUUGCUUUGAGACUGAGAUGAAGCCAUGGUGUAAACGCCCAGCACCUGUCUUGUCAGGUACACAAACUCUUCUUAGCAAGUGCAGUAUUCAUUGUGGUGGUUUCUUGUGAUUAUUAAUUCAGAAGUGUUUGUUGAGGGUAGUGGUAUCAGCUUUUAUUGAAUGAGUAUUGCAGAACCAAAACUAAACUAAGCUCAACAGCCAGCAAAAAAAAAUUUGGAUCCAAUAUGAUUUGAACCCUCAAACAAAACAAAACAAAACAAAAAAAUUGUGAUAGUAUUCCUUUAAGACCCCUCUAACAUUUGCCUCACUCCUAACAUGCGGCUUUGUACAUGUAGCUCAGUUGAUAGUAACACCUCACUGCUGGGAAAGCACAGUUUCCCAGAUCAUUGUUGAUAAUAGUUUAUCAAACCCCUUUUCAAUGCAGAUUUAUAAGCUAGCCCUAAGCAUCCAGGCUUCUAUACUUUUCUUUUGUGUCUUUUGUGGUCUAACUGACUCAUACAGUAAUUUCUCCUAAUCACAGAGGUUGGUCCAGCAUUCAGCAGAGUUCAUACUCUUUUAUCAAGAUACACAGAGGUGAGAUUAACAUAGGUAAACUUUUGAUAUACUUGCGUGGCUUAUGGUAGAAGGUCAGAGCCUGAAAAUAGAUAGAUUCCAUCUUGCCGCGUGUCUGUUCAGUAAUAGAUCACAGACGGCGUCAAAAUAUGGCAUGAAAAAAAGAGUGGCGCACGAAGAACAGCCGAGUGUGUCACUGAGGUUCUUACUACAUUUUGACGUCUUCUUUGUUGUAUUACUGUAUAGAACUACGUCAAAGUGGAAACAAAAAUGUCUAUUUUAUGAGAAAAAAAAGCAAAAUGUUUUUAGUGGUGCAGGUGUCAUCUAUGGGUCUGACCACCAGUAGAUCAUAAGGAAGAACCAAUCAAACUGCGAGUAUGGUUCUGAUAAUCAUAAUUUCUUUUUUUUGGGUGAUUUUUUUUAGCUCAUUCAAAACUUAGGAACAAUCAAGAGCUCAUACGGUAAAUUAUGCCAUGACAGUAAAGACAAAAUAUCUACAAGACAAAAAGACGAUACAGGUAAGAUGCUGUUGAUGGAGGCAGGCCUUCUUAGAUAAGUUGCCAGAACGACGAAAAGGUAUCAUAAGAGCUUAUAUUGACGCCUGAGGUAUUCCUUCCCUCUUUGCUGCUCAUUAUUUUCCGCACAAUAAUGACAUCCUAAAUGUAUAAAUGUGCAAGUGUGCCGUCAUUCAGGGCCUUAGCUUCACAAUAUCGGUUAACCAGCGUAUGUUUUGUCUUUUUCUUGCGGAGGUUUUAUCUAACGUUCCUUCCCACUUUGCUGUGUCAAACAAUUAUUUUCCGUGCUGAUACACUAAUGAUGCAUCCCAGUAAAUUUAUAAAUGGUUUUUGAUAGUUUUAGUUUAAGAAACUCUAGAUGUCCCUGAAACUUAGCCUGAUCCAGACGUUCAUUCAGUAAAACGGGACGGAGUAGAAAAUAUGCAAUAGUAGCGGCAGAACGAAAGCGAUGGAUCCAGUUAACCAGCGUAUGUUUUUCCUAGUUUAUUAUCUUUUUUUGCUUACUUCCGGCUGGAACAGGGUACCAAAAAUCUAGUUAUUACAGAAAGAAAAUGUUACCUUCCUCUAACUUGUUCUCUCGAACCCUUUAAUACCAAGGCAAGACAUUCACACCAGCUCCACCGUACGUGAUUGGCCGGAGCAAACAGUGCGCUCCUUGUCGUUGAUUUUAUAGCACUUGAUCCAAUAGAAAUACGACACGUAAUCAGUUCGAUAGCCAAUCAAAAGAUUAAAUCCGAGUUUUGCUUUCUUGGAAUUUUUCCGUCAGCUUUGGUUCCCUGCAUGUAAAUAUCAGUGAUUUCAACCAUCACUGGGAACUGAGUUCAACCGAAAUUAGGAAAAACCUCAGGUCAGUAUAAUGAAUCUUCUUUUUUACGACUUUAGGGUUAAACCCUGCAGAAUUGAAAACUCUCCAGGGUUGUUUGGGUGUAUUGGAAGAAUCAUUACAGCGACUCGAAGAAGAAGGAAAGUGACUUGUGCUGGCCGUGUUUUAAAGAAGUAAUAAGAAGAAAAGAAGGUUACUUAGAUUCGGAUGAAGUAUCGAAUAGUUUUCGGAUUGUUAUGAUGCAAAGAGAAACAGACUUUUUCCUUCGCCUCGAUAAUCGCUCGGUGAAAACUGAUGGGAAUUGCUUGAAACAAAUGCUCUAAGGAAUUCUUGUUUACCAGGAAGAAAGUUCUUUGUCAUUCUAAGGGUAAGAUUUGUGGCGGAUAGUGUAUAUACUACAUGAAAAGGAUAUUUAGUGGUUUGUGGUGGAUGAACAUAAAAUGCGCUUAAAUUGAAAAUUGACCAAGCUUUAAAACCUAAACCUUGAAGGCCUUUUCUUCAGGCAUGGAUAAAAUUUCCCACCUCACGGGCACGGACAACGGUCAGAUGCCCGUGUGUUGUCCUGGAGGGGGGGUGUUGAAGCUUGGAAUUGAUCUGUGCAUUAAUGCAUGGAUCCAGAAUGCGUUUGAACUGCAUAGUACGAAGGUGACAUUUCCCACCGAAUCGACUUGCUUAUUCCCUUAUCAAUCGCCUUGUUUACUACCGAGCCUCUAAAACAGUUUUCAGGUUAUUUUUGCAUCCUUCGAACGCCUUUUAGAUUCUUUUCUUUAAAUUCCCAUUUACAGGGAAGUAGUAUUGAGGAGGGUUACUUGAGCUCUGAUGGAAGAAAAACAACUCCGUGUUUGUUUUUCCUUUGACAUUAAGUAUCUGAAUAUGGUCCUUAAGUCUUAAGCACAAAACAUUCUUUGAAAAUCACUUAUUAAGGAUUAUUCAGUCCUGAUGUUGUACAGAAUUAGCUCGUAUUAUAAAACCUAUAACCUAUAACAAAAAAACUAUAACCGUUUAUUCUGUUGGUCAGAAACUAUCACACCAGUUUUGAUAAACAAAGUAACACUUGACUUCUAGAGGUGAUUUACUUACUACCCUUCUGUCCAAUUUUAAUGUUUUACCCUGCAAACUGCUCAUGAGAAUGGACAAUUAAGGUUUUUAUCACACUUCAGUAUUUUGCACGAAAGUUAAUUUCAUGAAGAAGGGAGAACUAUAAGUCAG